CUUCCCCAAGUGCUGCUUCACCAUGGUCUAUUUCCAACCGCUCCCUCACAACCUCGUAUGGCUGUCUCCAUCAAACUGCUAUCAUUCUAUCGGGCACUUUUCGAACGGUCCUGUGAUGCCAUCAAUGCCUUAGCGUCGGCUCUAAAAAUGCACUACUGUCACAGAGGUUUUGUCAUGACAGACACCCGAGUA
Molecule: messenger RNA, 192 nt
Organism: Suillus fuscotomentosus
Lineage: Eukaryota; Fungi; Basidiomycota; Agaricomycetes; Boletales; Suillaceae
Exons: 1
Source: RefSeq, a predicted model, not a curated record